Molecule: messenger RNA, 2460 nt
Organism: Colossoma macropomum (tambaqui)
Lineage: Eukaryota; Metazoa; Chordata; Actinopteri; Characiformes; Serrasalmidae
Product: sialoadhesin-like
Source: RefSeq, a predicted model, not a curated record
UCUCUUUCAGUCACAGAUCUCCAGGUGGAGGUUCCUGAGAGAGUGAUAGAGGGAGAUAAAGUCACUCUCACAUGUAGAACCAGCUUCAGUCUGUCUUACAGUCCAACAUUCACCUGGUACAGAAAUGGACAUCGUUUAUCCUCCAGUACUGACCAACUCCACCUGCAGUCGGUCAGCAGGGAGGAUGCAGGCAGGUAUUACUGUGGUGUAUGGAGUCAGAACCUUCUCUCUCCUGAAGUCACUCUUAAUGUUGGACGAGUUGUUGCUGAGAAAAACAAGGCUGUGACUUACAACCCUAAAUCUAUCUGUGCUCUAAAGGGGUCUACAGUAAACAUUGGCUGCACUUACACACCUCCAAGAGGUCACUCAGUCCAAAAAGCUUUCUGGACUAAAGAGCUGGUUACAUCUGGUUCAGAACCUCCUGAUCUGUUAGAUGAUCCAGAGUACACAGGCAGAGUUCAGUACCUCGGAGAUAAACACAGUGACUGCAGUCUCAGAUUUAAGACUGUGAGAGAAAAGGAUCAAAGUAAAUACUACUUCAGAUUUAUAACAGACCAACCUGGAGGAAAGUAUCAAGGUGCAGGUGGAGUUGAUCUUUCAGUCACAGAUCUCCAGGUGGAGGUUCCUGAGAGAGUGACAGAGGGAGAUAAAGUCACUCUCACAUGUAGAACCACCUGCAGUCUGUAUUACAGACCAACAUUCACCUGGUACAGAAAUGGACAUCGUUUAUCCUCCAGUACUGACCAACUCCACCUGCAGUCGGUCAGCAGGGAGGAUGCAGGCAGGUAUUACUGUGCUGUACUGGGUCAGAACCUUCGCUCUCCUGAAGUCACUCUUAAUGUUGGACGAGUUGUUGCUGAGAAAAACAAGGCUGUGAAUUAUAACCCUAAAUCUGUCUGUGCUCUAAAGGGGUCUACAGUAAAUAUUGGCUGCACUUACACACCUCCAAGCGGUCACUCAGUCCAAAAAGCUUUCUGGACUAAAGAGCUGGUUACAUCUGGUUCAGAACCUCCUGAUCUGUCAGAUGAUCCAGAGUACAGAGGCAGAGUUCAGUACCUCGGAGAUGAACAUGGUGACUGCACUCUCAGAGUGAUUGAUGUGAGAGAAAAGGAUCAAAGUAAAUACUACUUCACAUUUAUAACAGACCAACCUGGAGGAAAGUAUCAAGGUGAAGAUGGAGUUGAUCUUUCAGUCACAGAUCUCCAGGUGGAGGUUCCUGAGAGAGUGAUAGAGGGAGAUAAAGUCACUCUCACAUGUAAAACCACCUGCAGUCUGACAGUCAGACCAACAUUCACCUGGUACAGAAAUGGACAUCGUUUAUCCUCCAGUACUGACCAACUCCACCUGCAGUCGGUCAGCAGGGAGGAUGCAGGCAGGUAUCACUGUGCUGUACUGGGUCUGAGCUCUCCUGAGGUCACUCUGAAUGUCAGAUAUGGCCCAAAGAGCAUCUCAGUGUCCAUCAGUCCCUCUGGUGAAAUAGUGGAGGGCAGUUCAGUGACUCUGACCUGCAGCAGUGAUGCAAACCCACCUGUGGAAUAUAACUGGUUUAAAGGAACAUCAUUAGUAGCAAAAGGAGAGACUUACACAAUGAACAAGAUCAGCUCUGUGGACAGUGGAGAAUACAAGUGCAGAUCCAGUAAUGAACAUGGAGAGAAACUCUCUGAAGCUCUAACUCUGAAUGUUUUGUAUCUCCAGGUGGAGGUUCCUGAGAGAGUGAUAGAGGGAGAUAAAGUCACUCUCACAUGUAAAACCACCUGCAGUCUGACAGUCAGACCAACAUUCACCUGGGACAGAGAUGGACAUGGUUUAUCCUCCAGUACUGACCAACUCCACCUGCAGCCGGUCAGCAGGGAGGAUGCAGGCAGGUAUCACUGUGCUGUACUGGGUCUGAACUCUCCUGAGGUCACUCUGAAUGUCAGAUAUGGCCCAAAGAGUGUCUCAGUGUCCAUCAGUCCCUCUGGUGAAAUAGUGGAGGGCAGUUCAGUGAAUCUGACCUGCAGCAGUGAUGCAAACCCACCUGAGCAGAACUACAUCUGGUUUAAGAAGCUGGAUAAAGAAGCUCUGCAGAACUCAACAAGUCAGAUCUACAGCAUCUCAAACAUCAGCUCUGCAGAUAGUGGGGAAUAUCAGUGCAUGGCAACUAAUAAACAUGGGUCUCAAUACUCAGAGUACAAGUCAUUAACAGUUUUAUAUGCUCCAAAGAAAUUCUGGGUGUCCAUCAGUGAAACAGCAGAGGGCAGUUCAGUGACUCUGACCUGCAGCAGUGAUGCAAACCCACCUGUGCAGAGCUACACCUGGUUUAAAGAAGGUGGAAGCUCACCUGUAGGAUCUGGACACAGUUACAGGGCUCUACAGAGUGGAUCCUACUACUGUGUGGCUCAGAAUGAACACGGAUCUCAGAAAUCAGCUGCAGUGACUGUCACUGUAAAAAGGAAAAUCUCUACAGUGAUGUGGCAGUGA